AAUAAUCUUGCUUCUCAAAUUAAUAUUCCUGCCAUUAACCUUCCUGCCUAUAAUUAUAAACUCAACCUGGUUGCUUAUCCUGACUUUUUCAGUGAAGAACAAGACUUCAUUAUAUGGUUGGAAGAUAUUGAAAAGGCAUUCAAAGCCAACCAGGUUCAAGAUAAUUGUAAGAUUCCUGUUUUCAUUUCCCAUUUAAAAAGAACUGUCGCCACUUGGUGGGUUGUUGCUAAACUAUUCAAGCCACUAUUGACCAAUGGAAUAAACAUCAUUAUUAAGGCCAGAGUUUUCACCCACACUUUGUAG
This is a messenger RNA of Racocetra fulgida, 303 nucleotides long. The record is from the annotation of a GenBank genome assembly. NCBI's taxonomy places the organism in Eukaryota, Fungi, Glomeromycota, Glomeromycetes, Diversisporales, Gigasporaceae.